UUUUACGUUACGCCUUGCUAGAUGAUUGGCGAGGUAAGAUGGCGGCGCCAGAGGAGCCAGAAUUAUCUCAGGCGCAGACUGAAAAACUCCUCCAAUUUCAGGUAGACAGCCACAUUUUAACGCUAUCAUAUGCUUAAACAAAACAUCAUAGAGUUAUAUAUCAUUGUUGAUGUCGACUCCGUGUAAACAGACGGAUGCAUGUGUGUUUGAAGCCUUUUUCAGAGUCAUUUCGACAGCUCCCCGAACCGUCAAGCUGAGCUAACGUUAGCUAAGCGAGCUAAUAUCAGCUAAAGUAGCUGACGAGUUAGCGGACAUUAAAGGCUUCAGGCUGGACUUGCGUUGCCUAACAUUUGUUGUGUGACUCUCACAGACAUGUAUACAGUCCACCCCGGUCGUUUAUGGUUACUUGUGCUGGGUUUAUAACAUAAAAGACGACUUUAUCGUAACUUAGCUAACGCUGACGCUCCCUGCUAAACAUUAGCGGAGUUAUCGAAUUGUCACCUCAACUAAAUAACUGUUUUCUAAUGUAUAAAAAAUUAAAUACGAUGUUUGAUAAUGAUGAAAGUGCGGUUGUGGUCUGUCCUCUUAAUUCCGAUCAUGUCUUCGUUUUUAAUGUUGUAGUCAGCUGUCAGGAUGAGGUUAUAUUUUGAUGAUCCAGCUGACUUUAGCUCACCUCUGACGGCUCCCCGCUGCGUGCUCGCUGGAUAUCCUCAUCAUGUAGACACUCAUAUUGAGUCUCGAUGACUGUGUAACAAGUUCAGUAGUCUUAAGGCAGGACUGAGCGGUGUUAAUCCAACUUUUUUAAUGGGGCUCUGCAGAUAAGUAUCCUGCCACUAAACCCUUACUAUUUACACCGAUUAGCCAUAACCUGGUGAACACCAUCUAUGACAGCAGCCCCUCUCCCCUCUCCCUUCAGGAGGCUUCGACAUUUUCAGAUUUUGUUGGCAUGAUCACACAGGUGACAAUGGCCCUUUGUAGAAUGUAGCUGAUGGUGGUAGAUCAGAUUAUAUUACACCCAGUUACCCAGUUAUAACAGUUAAUUUUUUAGCAAUAUUAUCUAAAACUGAAAAACGUUUUGUAUGAUUUAUGGUAGAGCUGUUGUAUUGUGUUGUAUCCAUGUGCCCGGGUGUUCAUAGUGUUACAAGUAGGCCUGGGCGAUUUGGCAAAAAAAAAGAUCACAAUAUAUUUUGUCAUAAUGUCCGAUCUCAAUUAUUAUCCCGAUUUUUUUUUAACUGCCAGUUUUAAAGCAUCUGUUCUAAAAACUAAAGAAACUAGAGAUUAGUUCAACAUUUUAUUAACAUACAAAGUAAAUAACAAAGCAAAUUGAAUAAGAUACACUUAGAAAACAUUUUAACUCAAUAGUACAACAAAUAUAGAUAAAUACUAAGUAAUACAGAGAAUUAGUUUACAGUCCUGAGUGUUUUUGUGGGUAUGCAAGAACCAAAAUAAACAAAUCUCCCCCUCAGAGAUAAUAAAGACACCUUAAAAUGUAAACAUUAGAUGAUGUAAAUGUAAACGGUACGAUUAACUUCAGCUUAGGUCUGGUGGCUGCAAUGCUAGUCGUGGCUAAACUGCUGACUGCUAAUGCUUCAUAAUGAUAUGAAGUAUCUAUUAAAUUAGUUUUGAGGGUAUGUGAUUGUUUGUACAUUGUGUUACAUUAUUUUUGUUGAUAUUAUUUAUGUGGAUCUUACAAUUAGAAGGUAAAUAAAAGGUCUCUGGAUAGGAUGGGGGCAUUAAUGAUCAAAGUCUCCCUCCAAUCGUAUUUUUUUCCACUACACAGUAGUGGCACAGUACAGUACUGCACGGCAUGGCACGGCCCAGUUUGGGUGCUUUUCCAUUGCAACUGAGUACCUCCUCGUUGUGGGCGGGGUCGUCAUACAGCGGUGCUGAAAUGCAGUGACGUCAUUUACUCGCGACAUAGAAAACCGGGAAGAACAACAUCAACACAACGGUAAUGUGCUGUUGCUCGCUGUUGGCUUUUUUUCACACAAAGAGCCAUAGCAGACAGAAGUCUCCAGGGCAGUAAGACAAAACACAAUUGAAAAGUACAGAAGGUUAGGGAGGUCGUAGGGAGGGUGUCGCGCAUCUGAUGAAGAUACUCAAUGGCCAAUCAUUGGAAGGCAGUCGGCUGACGUCACGUUAUAGUAUCGCUUCGGCUCGCUUGGAACCAGGGCCGAGAAAGUACGAAAAAAUAGUGGAAAAGCGUCACAAGCGUGUAGUGCCGUGCCGUACCGUACUGUUACUGUGGAAAGGCGACAUUAAAGUGUUCUCAGUGGUCUUUGAAUUGUGAUUAGGCCUGUCGCGAUAAUCAAUAAAUCGCCUUAUCGCUCGGUAAAUAAAAACGAGGUCGGUCAUUUUGCCAGCCUCGAUAAUUAACGUGCGUUUGUUUUCCUCCUCUCUCGCUACCAAACACGCUGGAUGAGAGAAGAGGUCUCACUCUGCGCAUUUUUCUCGGCACCUGGGGGCGUUGGCUCUAUAGCGGAAUGAACGGAGUUAGUGAACCCUCCUGUCAGUCAUUCAGUGUCUUUGUCACGGGGGGGGCGCGCGCACAGGUACACGUAGGCGCGCACAGGCACACAGACACAGACUUUUGGAUACAGUGCUGCAAGUGAGCGUAGUGAGUGAAAAGCAAGCAAACAGAAUGAACACGACAGCUUUGGUGUCUAAACCGAACGCAACAGCCCAAGUGUGGGAAUAUUUCGGCUUUAAACCAGUUUUGUUUUCGUCAAACACAAAACUCCACGUGUUUGCACGCGCGCUCGUGUGUGUCGGUGUGUUGGAGGAGCACAGCAGGCUGAUGAGAGCUGUCAGAGCGGACUGAAGCUGCUCCUAUAUGUUUAGCGUUUAACUGACUGAGUUUUGCAACUCUGUUCGUCAUUUUCGUCUCGUCCCAUCAACGUAAACGCACUUUCAUCUCGUCACAUUUUAGUCAUCUCCGACUUAUGUUUAGCUCGUCAACGUUACGUCUUCGUCGUGGGUAAAAUUAAAGUUUAUCACUUUUGACACGGUGUACUCGCAUUAUUAUGCCAUUUAAUAUCAUUAUCUAUAAUUUAAAAAACGGUGUCAAUAAUAUCGUUUAUCGGCGAUAAUUUGUAGCACAAUUAUCGUCCAGCAAAAUUUGUUAUCGUGACAGGCCUAAUUGUGAUUGUGAAGUUUUCAGCCAAAAUCACAUUACCUGUGUCAUUUUCAAGGCAUUUUCUUCUGCAGAGUUCCAGUAGCUCAUUAGCAAUUUGCCUCUUGAGUCGCGGGCGGAGACAGCGCUGCUCUGCACACUCAUCUUCAUGCUAACUUGCAGCCUAACAAACAUAGGAGCUUUUGGAAGUGGUGGAAGUUAAUAUCAUAUUAAGCUUUCUUACGAGCAUAGCAAUCUGCUAACGCACACACUUGUUCCGCGUUUGUCCUCUCUAAUUCUUGGAGUCUGGCCUGCAUAACGGGGCUCCGGGGGCGGAGCUUGGAUUUGUGAUGUAGGAAAUCUCAAAGUGUCUGAGCCUGCUGUUUGGGUCUGCCAGAGAUUCACAGCAAUUUGAAUGCAGAAAUACUCAGAAAUGCAAUUUUGCACUUAUUUUAUUCAUGAUAUGUCCCGUAUCAUCAGAAAAAUGGCAUAUGAACAUGUGAAAAACAUGAAGAACAUGAUUUUCUUCAGAGUGGGUCUUUAAAGCUUCCUGCUGUGGUGUGGAGAAUGCAUUUUUUGUUGACCCCUAUUUUCUGAUUAUUCUGUAAUCACUUUGACUAUGAUUAGAAGGCGAUCUACUUCCUUGUCCACAAAUUUUUAAGGGCAUUUUUUUUUCAGUUUUUUUACCCCCUUUUGAGCAGACCCUUGUUCAGCCUCUCAGCGGCUCUUUGUCAUGUGAAGCUGCUACACAUACUUCUUACAGCACAUUUUGUAGUCACUUGAGGGCUGAAGACUUUUGUUUCAUAUCCAACAGGACUUGACUGGUUUGGAGUCAAUGGACCAAUGCCGUCGCACAUUAGAACAGCACAAUUGGAACAUAGAGGUGACGUUGUUUUCAAUCUUGUGUCAAUUUUUAUACUGUAAUACAGGUUUGUGCUGGCUUCACGUGAAUCUUAUGUUUUUUUGUGCUUAAAUGAUGCUUUUCAGGCCGCAGUACAAGACAGACUUAAUGAGCAAGAAGGAGUGCCCAGUGUGUUUAACCCUCCACCAUCCAGACCAUUACAGGUCAAUACAGCAGACCAUAGAGUGUAUAGUUACAUCGUCUCAAGGCCUCAACCAAGGGUAUGUUCUUUGACUGUUUUCACAUCAUGACAAACUGUCUGUUCAGCUCAUAGAUAUUCACAUCAAAAGAAUAAAUAAAUAAAAAGGAUGAUGAAUUUCUUUUAAACUGUUUUUUUUUUAACAUUGCUACUGCCACUGUAUAUCUCAGCAAAUCUCAGUAUAUGUAUGUUUUUUUGUCUUCAUAGUUUCAGUAUUUUUUUUUCCACUGUAUGCCAAAUGUUCAAGCAAUCCCCAAGAAGAGUGGAUUCUUUUUAACAAAUGUCAGCUGCAUUUAGUUUGGAGACAAAACCCAGCAAAGUCUUAGAGUGUUGUGCCUUACAGUGUUUAAAAUCUAAUGCAUGGCAUCUUUUCAGGGAUUACUAGGAUGGAGUUACUACUUGAUAAUGCUACCUUUCAGAUUUACAUACUACACACUUCUGGACAUAUUCAGGUAAGUCGUACACUGAUUUAACACACAUUUGGUGGAAAUUAAACUUGCAGCGGAACACCUACUAAAAUUGCAGGAAGUUUAGUAAUUUCUGCUCUGCGUUUUUUUUCUCCAAGGUUCGCCCUGCGGUUCAUUAGGCCAGACCCUCGUGGUCGUGUCACAGACCCAGUUGGAGAUGUCGUGUCUUUCAUUCAUAAUUUUGAAGAGAAGUAUGGUCGGUCACACCCAGUAUUUUACCAGGGAACCUACAGCCAGGUGAGUCCACAAACCAAGUAGAAAUCUACAUUAUUAUGCUCAGCUUUCAUUCAGUGUUCGGAAGUAAUGACUGAAUUGUGUUGGUUUUGUUCAACCUAAAAUGUAGGCACUAAAUGAUGCCAAACGGGAGCUGCGCUUCUUAUUAGUGUACCUUCACGGGGAGGAUCAUCAAGACACAGACGAGUUUAGCCGGUAAUGAACCUUAUACUUAACUUGACUACAUCAAUCAAGUGUCUUCAUCUGGAUUUGUUUAACAUCAUCUUGUCCUCUAUGGAAAACAGUCCCAGAAGUUUGUCUCAUCUCAGUCUGGUUGGUCUGUCAUCAAAACCCAAAUUCUGUCAUUAAGUAUCGGUCGAUUUCACAUCAUUUAUAUUAAUGUAUUCCCGAAUUAAUGGCUGUUUUGUGAUUUCCAAAUUGUCACGUUUCAGCUCCACGUUAUGUACAGAAGAGGUCGUAACCUUCCUCAACACACGGAUGCUCUUCUGGGCAUGCUCAACCAGCAAGCCAGAGGGCUACAGAGGUAUAUGCAAGUGUUUUUCAUAUAACCGGAAUUAAAUUCAAGCUGUUAACAACACUCAGAUUAUAAACAUUACACGCACACGCAUGCAAGCUUCCUCACUCACAAAAGGCCCAAUUUAUGGUCAUAUCUCCUGUUUGAUAAUGAUAAGACAAACUGAAAAUGGAGGAUGAUUGUAAAGUGGAUAAGGUGCCCUGUGUAGGUUGUAUUAAAGGUUUGCCUUUUGAAAAUCUUUAUUGUCAGGUUGCUCAAAUCUAAUUGUUUGAUGCUUUGAAUGGCACCAACAAAACUUUGUGCACAUUAAGUUGUGGUGGCCAAGCUGGAAUUUUGAAGUUUGGGUUACAUUUUAAUUCUAUAUAUGUGCAAGGUGACACGAGAACUAAGCAGGGUGCAUGUUUUUUAUGGGCUCAAGAUGUGUGCGUGUGUGUUAAUGAGUCAACUACUUGGUAGAUCAAUCAAGAGGUAAAGUAGCAACACUGUUGAAACACUGUUAAGAUUUGACUGUGUAACUUUCUGGGUGUGCUCUAGUGUCCCAAGCACUGCGAGAGAACACCUACCCAUUCCUGGCCAUGAUCAUGCUGAAGGACCGCAAGAUGACAGUGGUGGGUCGGCUUGAGGGUCUCAUUCAGCCAGAAGACCUCAUCAACCAGCUCACCUUCAUCAUGGAUGCCAACCAAACACAUCUGAUGUCAGAGCGCCUUGAACGGUAAACGAAACCCAAAGUUACACACUUGACCGUUUGGCAGAGCGUAAUACCUCAUCAGUGUUUACAUUUGCGGACAAAUGUAGGAAGCUGUGGGGCCGUUGAUCAUCAUUUCAACUGUUUUUAUCAAAGUUCAUGACUGACUGAAACCUCAUAUUGUUAACAAAUUUUAAAACUAGGCGUACUUUGGCGCAAGUAAAAUGUAUCGUACUGUAUAUGUACUGCCGAUAUACCAGAAACAUUUCAUAGCUCAGGCAAAUGUUGAUUGGUUUCAGGGAGGAGAGAAGCCAAACCCAAGUGCUAAGACAGCAACAGGACGAAGCCUAUCUUGCUUCUCUGCGUGCUGACCAAGAGAAGGACCGAAAAAAGAGGGAGGAGCAAGAGCAGAAGAGACAAGAGGAGGAAAAGGUCCGACAGAGUGUUCUGGCUGAGGAGCGAAGGCGGCAGGUGAGACAGCCUUUCCCUGACAGAACAACACAGAGACAGUUUUGAUGAGACUUAAGUCAAAAUUGAAAUAAUUGAUAUUUUAAAAUAAUGUUUUCCGUUGUCGGAUUUCAGACACUCGAAGAAGAGAAGGAGAGGAAGUCAGAAUGUCUUCCUCCAGAGCCGCCUUCAGAUGAUCCAGACAGUGUCAAAAUAGUGUUUAAGCUGCCUAAUGAUACGCGAGUAGAGAGACGAUUUCUCUUUGGACAGUCUCUGUCGGUGAGCAUUUUGAUCUUUCUUUUCUAUCACCGUUUUUCUGGUUACUUGGGGAUCCAUUAAAAGGUUAGGUUAUGAGGCAUUGCUUCCCUUUGUACAUAGAUCACUAAUAUUUGUGUUUUUUUGUCCACUUCUUUCCUCCACAGGUAAUAUACGACUUCCUCUUCUCUUUGAAAGAAUCUCCAGAGAAGUUUCAGAUAGUUACAAACUUCCCUCGCAGAGUCCUGCCCUGCCUUCCAACUGAAGAUCAGCCCAAUCCUCCCACACUGAAAGAGGCGGGGCUGAGCCGCUCCGAGGUCCUUUUUGUUCAGGAUCUUACGGACGAUUGAAAGAUGACAUACCUCCUCUAUAUGGAAACACAUUUUCCUCCAAUGCCCACCCACUCCUUUUUUCUUUUUCUCCCUCUGUUGAAUGGCCAUUAUGCACAAAGGAUCAUUUGAGAUAAAAUCCUAACCUGGAAAAAUUUAACCACCCUGCAUCCAGUCCUUGUUUGGUUGUGUUUACAGGGUUCCCAAUAACCUGGAAAGUCUUGAAUUUUAUCAAAUAAAUAUUUCUUGGAAGUUCUCCCUCGAACUCAUCUUUGUAUACAUGUGGACAAAGACGUGUGUUCUUCAUCAUAUGUACUGGCCACCGUUUAAAUCUUGUCUUUCCUCACCAGUAAGUGUUGCAGCAGAGGAUUAACCAUCUACUGAAAUGUACCUAACAGUAGCAAAGCUUGAUGCAAAACCAGAAAACAACCCAAACAAAGUCGAUGUCGAGUCAUCCAAGGAAGGCAGGUUGUAUUAAUACUUGCCAAUACAAACAGGAUGUACCAUAGAGAGGUAUAAAUACCUUUGGUGGUUUGAAUGCCUUGGUUAUUUUUUAUUUUUAUUUCAGAGACUUGAUGUUCCAUCCAUAUGUCUUAAUUUAACACCACUUUACCGCAAAAGUUUUAACAUGCCUCUUCCACAGUGACUGACAAAGUACAGAACAGGUCUAAGCCAGGUUUGGUUCUGUUGUGACUGUUACUGAAUGGUAUGAAGAUUAAAUGUACUUUUUUUAGGGAGCAGCUUGCGUAGAAUGAUGGGAACCCUGUUUUAAAUGAGCCAUGACCUGUACAUAAGUUAGAUAUUUAAAAACCCCAAACCACCUUCCUUUUUUUGACUCAUCUGUGUCAUAAAAUGACCAAAUGCAGGUUGGUUACUAUGUAAAGCAGACUGCCUCAUGAAGUUUAAAAAUACAAUAUUUAACAGAGGCCACAGCUUUUACAUGUGGCUGUAUCUAGUGUAGUAAGAGUCUGCCCAUAGUGUGCCUGUGGUUACUCAUAGAUGCCUGUUUUGCCUGUAACAUCUAAAUGGGCUCAUGUAAAGAUGUAAUUUUCCAACUAUAUAAAUUAAAAACAUUUUAAAAAUGUGGUUUUA
Xyrichtys novacula (pearly razorfish) is the source of this 8235-nucleotide messenger RNA. The record is from the annotation of a GenBank genome assembly. Lineage: Eukaryota; Metazoa; Chordata; Actinopteri; Labriformes; Labridae.